UUUGCAAUUUGCUGUAAUUCUGAUGUCAUAGCAACGAAAACAAGGUGGUUUCAAAAUCUUGGAAAUUAUCACAUAAAUUUGAUAAUAUCGCUCAAUCAACAGAGCUCCAAUAUGGAUCCUCCAUUGACAGAAAAAGACAAGAGCAACACAAGUAUCAAAAGUACAAAGGAUGGUUCAAGUUCAAAACCAACAUCCAAGGCUGGAUCCCGUGCAGGGUCUGCUAAAAGCAGCAAAAAGGGUGCAGGAGAUGAGAAAAAGGAAAACAUUCCACCCCCAUCCAAUGAUAUGAAAGACAAUCCUGCUGCAGAUAUGAGAAACAUGAGACGCAUCAUUGCCGAGGAUCCUGAUUGGUCCCUCAUGACAGUUCCUCUACUUUGGGAAAUAUGUAUACAGUUUAUCGUUAAUAAUUUUGAAAAUAACUCAGAUAUUCUCAAAGAUCUUCUUUCGAAGCACAAAUUAAAAGUUUUGGAAAGGAUCUCUACAGAUUUGCCACUCAAAGUUACGGCAAAUCUCAUCCAAGAUGAAGGCUACUGGAAGAGAUGCUGCAAAGCUCGCUGGCAAAUCUGCGAUGUCUCCAAAUAUGGAGGAAGCUGGAAAAGGAUGUAUUUUGAACGUAAUCUACAACAUAUAAUUGAACAUUUCGUCCCUGAGAAUUCCGACGCUACAGAGUUAAAUGAGACUCUACCAUUGUCUGCCAACUAUAUUAAAACACUUGAUAUUAAGCAGCUCUUGCCUCCAGUAAAGGAAGCCCCUAAAGGUCUUGAUGCCAUUGAUGAUAUGUCUGACACAGGCAGUGAUGCUGGCGAUGGUCCAGAAACUGAUCAUUUUGAUUUUGCCCAGGUCCUCCCAAAAUUACCAAAUCUUGAAGAGUUCAGACUUACAUAUGGAGUCAAAGACUGUGGAAUGAAUUUUGAAUGGAAUUUAUUUCAGUUUACGCAGAGAGAUUGCUUAUUGUUAGCCAAAACUGUUGCGACUUGUAAAAAUCUCAGAACAUUUCAAUUACACAGGAGUAAACUAGAUGAUGAUAAGGUCCGUGUUUUAAUCAGCCAUCUACUUGAUCACCCAUCACUUACUGAACUAGAUCUAUCCCAUAAUAAAAUUGAUGACAGAGGUGCGAGAGCUGUUGGAAAACUCCUAAAUGGCCACAGCCAACUUGUGUCUCUGAAUCUCUGCGAUAACCAGAUACGGUCUGCAGGGGCUCAAGCUAUUGCCCAUGCCUUAACCAAAAACACCACAUUACAUUCACUUAACAUCCGACUGAAUCGACUAGGAGAUGAGGGUGGGCAGCCAAUUUGUAGAGCCUUGUUGAAGAAUACAACAUUAAAUGAGUUGAAUCUUGGUAGUAACGACCUGACGGAGCCUACUGCUGCAUUGAUGGCACAGGUUGUCAUCCAGAACUCCACUUUAAAGGAGGUAGACCUAUCCUGUAAUAGAUUAGGCCCUGAUGGAGGUAAACAACUUCAAGAGGGAAUGGAGGAGAAUUCCACAAUCACGAAAAUGGACCUCAGGCUGACAGAAUGUGGACAAGAAUCGGAAUACUGCAUCAAUCAAAUCCUAAAUAGGAAUCAGGAGACGGAGCGUGAAAUGUUACUAAACCAGAAGAACGCUAAAAGAUAAUUGACUUUAACAAACUGAACUAAAACAAUUUCGAAUCUGAAACUUGGAAUGAACAAACAAUGAAAUACAGCGAAUGUGCAGUACAAAGCAAAGAGAGGAUUGAAAAAUAUUACUUUUUAAGAUGUUUCAAUGUGAAAUAGUAACAGAAUAUUUUUGAAAAAAUCCAUACUCAAUGGAUAUCAGAGUGAUACAUGUUUUAUUUCUGGCAACAAAAAAUUGCAUAAAUGUUCUAUUCUUUACAAUGAUGUACAGUAAAACCUGUCUUGAAAGACUUUCAGCUGAGACACUGAUUUAAAGUGCCCAAACAUUCAGCAGUUUAUAUUUUAGAGGCACAUUUAUGGGUUUAACUGUUUUUAAAUAAAUAUGUACAAAUUGCAAUAUAAUAUUAUAUAACGCCAGAAUAGACCAGGAUUUGAUCAUACUGUUUAGACAGUAAAUCUGUAUUCAAGUCAUUGUUUAUAUAUCAAGAGAUUUGGAAUGUUUAUAAUAAAAAACGUACUAAUAUUUGUAAAUAGCGAAGUAUAUGGCAGAUUUAUAUUUUUGAUGGCUGUACAAAAAUGUUGAUCUAAAGCAGUGAUAGAAAAUAAUAUAUACUAUUGCAUUGAAUUAUUUGUUGUAUGUUUGAUUUGACUUCUUUAAUUUGCAAUUUCAUAAACCUGUUUCAAACAGAGAGUAUUUUGAUAAGAAAAAGGUCCACUUUCAUUUUCCAAUAUUGCAUCUAGAGUGAGGUAUAAUUAUAAUUUUAAAUCAAGUCUGCACUCAAUGUAAUAACUAUUAACAUUUGUCUGCAUUACUCAGUUUGUUUCAAAAAUACAUUAUUU
Messenger RNA from Owenia fusiformis, 2438 nucleotides. The record is from the annotation of a GenBank genome assembly. NCBI's taxonomy places the organism in Eukaryota, Metazoa, Annelida, Polychaeta, Sabellida, Oweniidae.